AUGGCAGGUCAGACCAACAAGGAAGCCGCGGAUCUCUUCCGCGAGGCAUAUGCCAAAUCCCAGGAUGAGCAAGACCCGCUAUCAUCCUUCCGCGACCAAUUCAUCAUCCCAACAAUCUCAGACCUGCACUCCAAAACCCUCAAACCCUCCUCGCAGGAUCAACCACAACAAUGCACCUAUCUCUGUGGCAACUCUUUAGGUCUUCAACCACGUCUCACUUCUCAAUACCAACAAAAUUACCUUCAAACCUGGGCGACUAAAGGUGUCUAUGGUCACUUUACCGAGAUUGAGGAUUCAAAAUUGCCGCCUUGGUUGCAUGUUGAUGAUGAUGUGAUUGAUGAUGUUUGCGAUAUUGUGGGAGCGAAGAAGAAUGAAGUCGCUGUUAUGCAGACUUUGACUGCGAAUUUGCAUCUCGCUAUGGCCAGUUUUUAUCGUCCUACUGAGAAGAGGUGGAAGAUCAUGAUUGAAGGAAAAGCGUUCCCGAGUGAUCAUUAUGCCGUGGAAUCACAACUUCUACACCACAGCAAGGAUCCUGCUUCUUCGAUGAUCCUUCUCGAGCCAGAAAACUCAAAUAACCCUAUCCUGAGUACUCAACAGAUCCUCGCCGCAAUCGACGAGCACGCAGAUGAAACAGCCCUCCUUCUGCUACCAGGAAUCCAAUUCUACACUGGCCAGUUCUUUGAUAUCCCUACCAUCACCGCUCACGCACAGAAACAGGGCAUACUUGUGGGUUGGGACCUUGCCCACGCAGCAGGAAACAUGCCUCUCAAACUUCACGAUUGGAACGUCGACUUCGCAGCUUGGUGCAGUUACAAGUAUCUCAACUGCGGUCCAGGCAGUAUUGGUGGACUUUUUGUCCACGAGCGCCAUUCUAGAGUUUCUGCUGCUUCAUCCUCUUCACAACCAGAGUACACACCUAGACUUAGUGGUUGGUGGGGUAGCGACAAGAGCAGCCGCUUCGCAAUGGAAAACGUUUUCACGCCGAUUGCAGGAGCAGGUGGCUGGCAACUCUCCAACCCAUCGGUCGCAGAUAUGACAGCUCUCCGCGCCUCCCUAGACGUCUUCAACAAGACCUCUCUUGCAGCUCUCAGAAAGAAAUCAGUCGCGCUAACCGGAUAUCUGGAGAAGCUGCUCCUUGCAAGCACGGAUAUUAAAGAUUGCUUCUCUAUCAUCACACCUUCUGACCCCGAGCAGAGAGGUGCGCAAUUAUCACUUCGUCUUUCUCCUGGUCUCCUUGACAAUGUCAUGCACGUACUAGAGAAGAAGGGUGUGGUAGUGGAUGAGAGAAGGCCAGACGUCAUUCGUGUAGCUCCUGCGCCGCUCUACAAUUCUUGGAGAGAUGUGCUGAGAUACGUACAAGUCUUCACAGAAGCUUGUAAAGAGGCUUCGGCUAAGAAAAGCAAGGAAACAGAAGGAUCGGUCAUGGUGGAAGGCGGAAAGGAUGACAAAGGCUGGAGUGAGGUGAAAUAG
Molecule: messenger RNA, 1470 nt
Organism: Aureobasidium melanogenum CBS 110374
Lineage: Eukaryota; Fungi; Ascomycota; Dothideomycetes; Dothideales; Saccotheciaceae
Product: kynureninase
Exons: 1
Coding region: 1-1470 (489 amino acids)
Biological process (GO): NAD+ biosynthetic process
Cellular component (GO): cytoplasm
Molecular function (GO): kynureninase activity; pyridoxal phosphate binding
Source: RefSeq, a predicted model, not a curated record